AUGCAAAACGCAAGUGAAAUAUUUCAGAGGCAAACAAUUAUAUCAACUACCAAAAAAUAUAUGAGUCUCGAGGAAAUACGUAUUGAUAUACCGAUAGUCGACAAUAAAGAAUUCAGAAUGGAUUUAAUCGCGCGCAUCGAAACUGUUACAUUAAAAAUAAUAAAGCAGAUAUCUGCUGGACAACUACCGUGUAUAUCGUUCUGCAGCAAUCGAAACUCUGCUACAGAAUCCAGUUUACUGAAAAAAAACGUUGGCGCAAUAUGCCAAUCCAAUCUUCAAUCUAAUGUAUUGCCGAAUGAUUGUUUGUUUGACUUUAUCGAUAAACAAAACGCAGAAAACAGGGAACAGAGAAAAGAAAAUAACUUUCAAAAUUUAAAAAAGAUGAUUGUCGAUUUUGCGAUGAAAAACAGCAGAAAUAAGUUUAUUCUAAUGAUGAUGAUAAUGUCCGAGGCCCAUCGUUUGUUGUUAACAAACACAACCAAGACGAAACGAUCAUUUUACUAUGAUUUGAAGAAUGAAAUAACCAAACGUUUGAUGCCUCAUCAAAGAUCUAUCGAUUGUGCAGUAAAUAGUGUUGCUAAUUUAUUAGAAUGCGCCCCAUGGGAUUUGAGAUUGUUAGCAACGCCUAAAGGAUUAGUGGCAGGAAAUAUGACGAUCACCCUACUCGACAAUCGAGUUAUCGAUUGUGCGAUAGUAGGUGGUGUGCAGAUCCCACAGAUUACUUUAAAUGUAACUUCAAUUUGCGUGAAAGCCAACUUUGUGUUAGUUAUUGAGAAAGAUGCGAUUUUUCAAAAAUUACUUGAAGAAGACUGCUCUCGUAUCUUAAAAUGUAUUCUAGUGACAGGAAAGGGCUAUCCAGAUUUAAAUACCAGAAUGUUGGUUAAUAUCCUAUCUGAAAAGAUGAGUCUACCGGUUUAUAUAAUCGUAGACGCGGAUCCUUUUGGCGUGGAUAUUAUGUUACUUUAUCGCUUUGGCUCGUCGAUACUUUGUAGACAAAAUGAAAGCUUGGCUUGCCCUAAUGCACGCUGGCUCGGAAUCCAUCCCUCGGAAUCAAUUAUUUUCGGAGUGAAGACAAUUUCGCUUACUAAGGUCGAUUUCGUGAAAUUGAAAUCCAUUGAAACCCGGACUUGCGUAAAUGAUACUAUAUUGAAGGAGUUGAAUAUAUUGCGAAAAGGCAAGGCAGAUAUAGAGGCAUUUUCCUUUACACAAAACUUUCUUACGACAACAUAUUUGCCUUACAAAAUAAAUAGCGAGAAAUAUAUAUAA
This is a messenger RNA of Camponotus floridanus (Florida carpenter ant), 1266 nucleotides long. It is a transcript of the gene mei-W68, whose product is annotated as meiotic recombination protein W68. Lineage: Eukaryota; Metazoa; Arthropoda; Insecta; Hymenoptera; Formicidae. Gene Ontology annotation, biological process: meiotic DNA double-strand break formation; reciprocal meiotic recombination; meiotic DNA double-strand break processing. Gene Ontology annotation, cellular component: nuclear chromosome. Bases 1 to 1266 code for a protein of 421 amino acids. The record is from RefSeq and is a predicted model, not a curated record. The transcript is spliced from 4 exons. Gene Ontology annotation, molecular function: ATP binding; DNA binding; DNA topoisomerase type II (double strand cut, ATP-hydrolyzing) activity.